This is a messenger RNA of Kluyveromyces lactis, 1359 nucleotides long. RefSeq names its product Gis3p (gene GIS3). The transcript has a single exon. The coding region runs from base 1 to 1359 and encodes 452 amino acids. The record is from RefSeq and is a predicted model, not a curated record. Lineage: Eukaryota; Fungi; Ascomycota; Saccharomycetes; Saccharomycetales; Saccharomycetaceae.
AUGGGGCUGUUAGUACUGAACACGAUGACGAAUCCUGGCCCAAUGCCUAUAUUGAAUCAUAUAAAAUCUAAGGCUAGAAUAUUUGAACCGACGACAAAAUAUUCAAGGCACAAGCUGAAACAAGAUCUCAAGGCGCUGGGUAAUGUCAAUGAAUAUGAGGUUAAUUCAAACCAGAGAACCUUCUCUAGUCCAGUUUCGGUGUCUCCUUCGUCUACACCCGAUGCAUCAUCUCUAACCCCUUCUUUGUCAAGUGUUCUUUGUCAGAUAAAGAAAAGAAGCAAAGACCGCAGAAAUACAGGAUCCACCGUAUCUUCAACGGAUUCGCUACGGAGCAUAUUAUCAUCAAAUUCGAGUCCCUAUGGUACGAGUGCAGAUAAUGUGUUUUCAGAUGUAGGUUCUAAAGAUGACAAAACACUAUAUGGAGUAACUGACCGGAACCAUCCAUUGAGCCAUGUCGACAGCGAUACGGAAACAUCGCAACGACGCGUGCAGAAGAUAAGUGACCCUCAGAGCACUGGAUAUGAAGUUUUGCCUCAUACUAAGAUGUAUAAUUUGAACGAUUUGGAUUUCACAGAAUCUUUUUCAGAGAAGGACAUUCUACAACCAAUUACACCAAUCUACGAAAGACCCAAAAACAAACGCAUGGAUAUCGAUCCAAUAUUUACCAAUACAUCAGAUGAAAGCUCAGAACAAGAGCAUAAACGUCACAGGAAAUUCAAACCGAUCUUUUUACAAGAACAAGUUGUAGAGAUGGAGCACUGGCCCAACUCUUCACAGCAACAGCAUCUACAAACUAAUAGCAUGGAAUCCAUCACAUUGGAUCCCAUAACGCAAAAGAGAACUCGCCAACAGACGCUAAAUCCAUCCUUUUUACGACUGUAUGCAUUAGAAACUAGUAUGAAACAGAAAAAUUUAUUGCCUGACCUCAACUUAGAUGAGUCCAUUCUACAACGGCUUUCAAUCCAAGAAAUUUCUCAGUUGAACAUUCCAGCAGAUCCAUCCAACAGGAUAUCACCACAUCAAAUCAAAUUAGCACUAAUAACAAGAAAGAAGCUUUGGUCAGACAUGUGCCAGGUUACGAGGACAGAUCUUCACGGUGAGCAUGCACCAGCAAACUUGAAAUUCGUCAAGGCAACAACUGUACGUGAUUCUUCUUCAUCAGAUAUCGAAGAAGAUGAAAAUACAAAGGAAACUACGUCACUCGUGAGAUUGAACUCCGAGGUGAAACCUUGGUCACAACCAGAAAUGUCACAACCAACUAUGUUCAAACCAUGUGGCAGAAUUUCCCUUGGAAAAAACGCUAAUUCCAAGGAGAUUCAAUACGUGGUGAAAGGUUGGUGUGACUGUAGAUUUGCAUGA